AUGUUACGGCUCGUGCAGCGCAGUCACGCCCUCACCGUCAAGACAUGUCUCCUCCGCGAUGAAACCGCGCUAAACUACUACACCUCAGAGCAUGAGCUGCAUAUUUCGAUGGUGGAGGAGAUCAUGAGCCGGUUUCCCGACCGCCCAAGCGUGACCCUCGACAUUGGCAUCAUUCCAUCCCUGUACUCGGCGGCCAUGUGGUGCCGAGAUCACAGUGUGCGACGCCGCGCGAUCGCAGUCCUGAAAUCGUGGCCGCACCGCGAAGGCUCGUUCGAGUCCGAGUGGGCUCCUUGGAUAGCCUCGGAGCAGAUCAAGGCCGAGAUCAUGUCCAACCUUUCAGACUGCAGAACGCCAACGGAGUCAUCUAGCCGUCAUUCCAAGGCCGAAAAGGGAAGAUGGGCGGGCGUCGAGAUCAGUGGCUUUUCGCUGGAACGUGCUUUGGACUCUACGAAAUGCAGAGCGCUGGCCCUGUGUCCGAGCAAUUCAUCAAGCUAG
Aspergillus calidoustus is the source of this 495-nucleotide messenger RNA. The record is from the annotation of a GenBank genome assembly. Lineage: Eukaryota; Fungi; Ascomycota; Eurotiomycetes; Eurotiales; Aspergillaceae.